Molecule: messenger RNA, 1291 nt
Organism: Salvia miltiorrhiza (redroot sage)
Lineage: Eukaryota; Viridiplantae; Streptophyta; Magnoliopsida; Lamiales; Lamiaceae
Product: glucuronoxylan 4-O-methyltransferase 1-like
Exons: 1
Coding region: 322-1173 (283 amino acids)
Biological process (GO): xylan biosynthetic process
Source: RefSeq, a predicted model, not a curated record
UUGACAAGAGAUUCCAAGAUUAAUAUAUCGUUUUUGCACUAACUUCAGUUGGGAUUCAUGUUACGCAUCACCUACUGAAGGGUGGCUCUAUCAUUUUGUAACCAAACUUCCGAUCCACCAGCAGCCCAUUUUGCUUCAUACAAAAUGUUUCCAGUUGUUGCGCUGCCUUUAUCACCACAAUCAUAUAUCUAUACACAUGAACAAAAUCGUCACAAUUUUAUUUAACUCCGAUCGACUCUCAAUAAUCAUUAACUCCGACAUUCUAGCUAGCUAGGGUUAAAAAAAUUGUCAAUGUCAUUAAUUUUGUUGUAAAAAAACAAAAUGAGGCCCAAAACGCAGAACCCUCUCAACCUGAAGCUUCUCCUCAUCAUAGUGAUCACAUCAUCUCUCAUCCUCUUCUUCACUCUGAAAUUAACCCUACCGUCAGCUUCUCCAUCUCCGAGUUUGCAGUCGUCGAGGAAAGCGAAAGGCGGCGCGAGGUGCUCCCCGGCAAAAAUCCCGACGUCCGUAGCUCAGGCACUGGUGCACUACACGACCUCGAGCAUCACCCCUCAGCAGACGCUCAAGGAGAUCUCCGUCACGUCGAAGAUCCUGGACAGGAGAUCGCCGUGCAACUUCCUGGUGUUCGGGCUGGGGCACGACAGCCUGAUGUGGCACUCUCUGAACCACGGCGGGCGCACCGUGUUCCUGGAGGAGGACGCGGCGUGGAUCGAGCAGAUCCGGCGGCGCUUCCCCAUGCUGGAGUCGUACCACGUGGCGUACGGCAGCAGGGUGAGCGAGGCGCGCGACCUCAUGCAGGUGGGGAGGGGGCCGGAGUGCACCGCCGUGGCCGAUCCCAGGUACUCCAUGUGCCAGCUGGCGCUCAAGGGCUUGCCCCCCCUCGUCUACGGCGUCCACUGGGACCUCAUCAUGGUGGACGCCCCCACUGGCUACUACGACGACGCGCCCGGCCGGAUGGCGGCCAUCUACACGGCCGGGAUGAUGGCCAGGAACCGCGUCGGAGGGGAGACGCAUGUGUUCGUGCAUGAUGUGAAUAGGGAGGUGGAGGAUCAGUUUUCGCGGGAGUUUCUUUGUGAGGGCUAUAUGAGGAAACAAGAGGGGAGGCUCAGGCAUUUUCUUAUUCCCACUCAUAGAGAUGAUGCCAACACACCCUUUUGCCCUACAACCACUUGAUUACCAUCACUUCUUGUUUUUGUUUUUUUCACUCUCUCCGUCCCAAACGAAAUGUCCUGUUUCCUUUUUUGACAAUACACUCUCUCUCUAUACUUAAUAUUUAAAUAAUUUCCACCAA